This is a messenger RNA of Ipomoea triloba (trilobed morning glory), 798 nucleotides long. RefSeq lists its product as uncharacterized. The record is from RefSeq and is a predicted model, not a curated record. Lineage: Eukaryota; Viridiplantae; Streptophyta; Magnoliopsida; Solanales; Convolvulaceae. Bases 1 to 798 code for a protein of 265 amino acids. The transcript has a single exon.
AUGGCUUUAAAUCCUUUGUCCAAAAUACUCGAAGAAAACAAACAUACUGGACCAAAUUUCACUGAUUGGCUCCGAAAUUUGAGAAUCGUUCUCAAUUUAGAAAAGAUCGGUUAUGUUUUGGACCAAGAUCCUCCAUUGAUUGGUAUCAUACCAGAUGAUGUUGAUGUUGAUCAGCUUGCUACUCAUAAUGUUGAGGUUGCAGCAUUUGAUAAGCGGAAGGACGAUGAUCUGAGGGCUAAGAGUUAUAUCCUUGCCUCUAUGACCAAUGAGUUACAACGUCAGCAUGAAAAGAUGUCUGACGCAAAAUCUAUGGUCAAUCACCUACAAGAGUUGUACGGUGAGCACAGUAGGAUUGCACGUUAUGAGGUUACUAAGGCCUUAUUUCGAGCAAAACUACAAGAAGGAGGAAAUGUAGGAGAUCAUGUCCUAAAUAUGAUUGACUUGUUGGAGAGAUUGGAAGAAUUAAAUAUCUUCCUUGACUCUGAGCUUGAAGUAGACUUAAUUAUACAGUCUCUUCCGGAUUCUUUUGGGCCUUUCAUAAUGAAUUUCCACAUGAACAAGCUUCAUUGUUCCAAAUCUGAUCUGCACAAUAUGUUGUGCACUGCUCAUGCUACAAUGAAGGGUAUAAAUACUGAUACUGUUCUUUUGGCCUCUUCCAAGUCGAAGAAGAAGAGAAAGAACAAGAAGGCUUCUGAAGUGAAACCAACUGGGGUCGUGACCAAAACUAAAGGGAAGGUUGUAAGUAAAGGAAAGUGUUUCCAUUGCAAAAAAGAAGGGCAUUGGNAUAUUAAGUUGUAA